UUGUCCUAAUCUCGCUAUACAGAUACAGUGAUGUAUAUAUUUCAUCAGUUUGAAUUUUCCUUUUGAUUUAAUACUAGUUUUCUCUGGACACAAACACACCCCUUUUAGAGGAAAACUUCGAUUCUAAAAACCAUGUCUUUGAGCCCUCCUCGUGAAAGGAAUAAUGGCGACAGAACCUACCAGUUUUACUGGUGUUAUCAGUGCAAUAGGUCGGUCAGGAUUGCGUCCGACAACCCGUCACAGAUUAUCUGUCCUCGCUGUCUGGGUCAGUUUCUACAAGAAAUUGAUACAACCAGGCCUAGGGCUUUCAAUGAGAUUAUCACUUGGGAUCCAUUCCCAGAAGCCCGUUUAUUGGAAGCACUUUCCCUGGUGCUUGAUCCACCUCUCAGAGGCCUAAAUAAUGGUGUUGGUAGGGGUGAUGAGGCUGAAACAGAAGCGGCUAGAAACAGAGGCAGGAGAUGGCUGAGGAGGCGAAGCCACUCCAGAGAACAUUGGGAGGCGGAAGCUGAUACUGGAGUCCCUGGACGGCGGCGAAAUAAUGAAUUGGGAGGGAGACUGGGGUGGCCCUUUGGUAAUGGGUUGGGAGCUCAGGGUAGGACUUGGAUUGUCCUGAGGCCCACCGGUCCUCCUGGCCAAAAUGGACCCUUUCCCCAGUCAGAAAACAUGAGACCGCCAAGGUUUGAGCUCAGGGAUUUCUUCUCUGGACCAGGGCUAAAUGAAUUGAUCGAAGAACUCACCCAAAAUGACAGACCGGGUCCUCCUCCUGCUCCUGAUUCCGCCAUCAAUGCAAUGCCCACCGUGAAAAUUACGCCCACGCAUUUGAUUAACGAUUCGCAUUGCCCCGUUUGCAAAGAGGAGUUUAAGGUUGGUGAGGAAGUGAGAGAGUUGCCCUGCAACCAUGUUUAUCAUUCAGACUGUAUCGUUCCAUGGCUGCAGCUUCACAAUUCAUGUCCAGUUUGCCGGCAUGAGGUUCCGGUUCCUUCUGAUGAGUCUGAUGAGAGUCAUGAGGGAGAGGAUCGGCGGGUGCGGUGCAUGAGGUUGAGACAGUUAGCGUCUUUGUGGCCCUUCCGUUCUAGGUACCGCCGAAUUAAUCCCCAGGAUCGUGACGUUACUCCUCACAGAGCAGCUAACAUACAGUGGCCUUCUUGCUCUAUUCUUUAGCCCAUUAAUGUUGCUGCUCCUGGUACAAGCAGUUUAUCGACUCUUAUGAUUCAAACAUUUGUUAAUUAUGAUCAUGACCCCGGUGCGCCUCUUUACAGCUCUAUCAUGACAUGUAUCUCUUAAUUAUUUACUCUUGGUCAUUAAAUCUAUAAGGAUUGAUUCAUAUAUUUUCAUUUCUUGGUGUCUUUAUGUAGAACAUAUGAUAUUUGCCAAAAUAGGACCAUAUAUAAGCAUGGAUGGCCAUUAAAGCCAUGGUUAGUAAGUGUCUUCACAAAACCCAAUUAUACCGGAAAAAUGUAACAUAACCUUAAAAACAUGUGGCAGAGAUCCAUCCGUGACUUGUACCAUCGGCCAUGCCACACGUGGGAGAUCAAGCUGAAGAGAAUCGCCAAAACAUUGGUCAAGCAAGUAACUGAGGAUACCAUGCUGCGGCAAAUUCGCGCUGAUGCAUAUCCAAAAAGUGGCCCCUGAGGCCUUUAGUCUGUAAAACUGCCCUAUGCUUGUAUUAAAUGGACCAUAUCUACAAGGCCAACUGAUCAAAUAAACAUGACAGGAGUGGUUUUAAAGGUGACAGUACGUUUCCCAAGCUGCAAACAACUUCAUUUGUAGCUCAA
Molecule: messenger RNA, 1775 nt
Organism: Vitis vinifera (wine grape)
Lineage: Eukaryota; Viridiplantae; Streptophyta; Magnoliopsida; Vitales; Vitaceae
Product: E3 ubiquitin-protein ligase RZF1
Exons: 2
Coding region: 133-1161 (342 amino acids)
Biological process (GO): protein ubiquitination
Cellular component (GO): cytoplasm
Molecular function (GO): ubiquitin protein ligase activity
Source: RefSeq, a predicted model, not a curated record